AUGCCAUCGUUAGAUGACACCAUUUCUGAUUUAUUUCCAGAUCCGUGGACCUUGCGCGAUGUCAUUGCCUACCUUUCUAGAAGCCAUUGCCUAGAAACCAUCCAAUUUCUCGAAGACGCCUCAAGAUACCGAGUUUGCCACGCAGAAAUAGUCGAUAACGAUCGAAUACCUGAAGAAUCAAGAAGAUGUCAUUACGAUUAUCUUCAAGACCAAUGGGAGAACUUGCUCACCACCUAUAUCCUUCCGAACGGCGAACGAGAGCUCAACCUUCCCUGUGAUGUUCGGGCUCGACUUGUUCAAGUUCAAUCUUCCGACUCCUCUCAGCCUCCUCCUCAUCCCUCGGAACUGGACGGUGCCGUCAAAAUUGUCCGAGAACUCCUAGAGGGCUCCAUAUUAUCCGGGGCUUUGACGUCUGAUGGCUCGCCGGAACCACAAAGCGAUGAAGAAGGUGGCGGUUGGAGGAAAAUCAGCAAUAAGAUUCUACGGAAACCAUCACCGCCAGUUCCAGGACAGGACCAUAGGGGCAAGGCCAGAACAAGCAUGGAUUCGGGACCGACGACGUUUACCUGGAAAGACAAGACCGAGCCUCCCUGUUGCACACGGCUCCAGUUUCUAGGAGACACUCAAGACUCACCCCAAAGCCACUUAUCGCGGCGUGCUAUAGAGAUUUUCAACAAUACCAUUCGUCGAGUUAGGAGCAAGAGGCAGCUCAAGUCACCACCAGAGAAGGGUGGUGUUCUCGACAGUGUGGUGGGUGUUAAGAGUCACUUCCUCAGCCCGUAG
Molecule: messenger RNA, 783 nt
Organism: Fusarium vanettenii 77-13-4
Lineage: Eukaryota; Fungi; Ascomycota; Sordariomycetes; Hypocreales; Nectriaceae
Exons: 1
Coding region: 1-783 (260 amino acids)
Source: RefSeq, a predicted model, not a curated record